Racocetra persica is the source of this 506-nucleotide messenger RNA. The record is from the annotation of a GenBank genome assembly. NCBI's taxonomy places the organism in Eukaryota, Fungi, Glomeromycota, Glomeromycetes, Diversisporales, Gigasporaceae.
GUAUUUAUGGUAUUCAAGAAAAAAAUCGGUUAUAUGAAGCCUUAUCAUGGAUAAUCUCACAACAAAUAAAAGAAUUAGAUAAAAGUUCAUUUAUAGUUCAACCUACAAAUAGUAAAAAGUACGAAUCAGAUGAAAUACCAGAUUUUAAUAUCUUACCUGAAAAGAAACAGCAAGUAAACAUUCAAUAUCGAGGCUGUAAAUUCAGUAUCGUGUUUGAGCAGCAAGACAAAGACAAAAACAAUAACAAUAAUAAUUCUUCUUAUCCUCGACCUCAUCCAUAUUACAAAGUGCCAGAUCAAAUGCUAUCUAUUUUUUUAUCAAUAACUAAUAACUCACAUUCAAAUACCAAAAUUGAUGUUAAUGCAAUUUCUGAAUUUAUUAGUGAGAUUACGAGUUCUUAUUUUAAAGAAAAAGAGAAAAAUCACAAAUGUGCAAGAUAUAAACAUAAUGAAGGCUAUUGGCACAGAGUUCAAUAUUUAUCAGACUUGAAUAGUUUGGAAAGUGUU